CUCGAAUCCUUUCGAUAACAGAAAACUGGUGGUCAUGCCCCUCUCCAUUUCAAUCCCACCUCCCGCGAAAACCAUCACCUCUCUCCUCCUCCGAUUCUCCAAAACCCACCUCCCGAUCCUCACUGCUUAUUUAAUCCAAGCCCAAAUCAUCAAAUCCAAGAGCAACUCUGACCCCUUCGCCUACAAUGUCAUAAUCUCUUCUUUCCUUGCUUCCAACCAACUCGAGAGCGCCCGCAAACUGUUCGAAGAAAUGCCCGAGAGAAAUAUCGUCACAUAUACCACAAUUGUCGAUGCCCAUAUGAAAUGUGGACUCGUCAGUGAUGCCCUUAUCUAUUUUAGGAGAAACCCAUUUCAAUCGGUGAUAUCUUACACCGCGGUUAUAAAUGGGUUGGUACGAAAUGGGCUAGGGUUGCGAGCUUUAUUGCUUUUCAAGGAAAUGCUUUGCGAUGGAUUGAUGCCCAAUGAGAUAACAUUCACAACCAUAAUCAGGGCUUGUAUAAUCUCUGCAUAUGAUCAUGUAUACAUGUUGCCUAUGGGGAAAUCUAUUGUCGGGUUGAUUGUGAAGACUAAUUUCGAGAAGCAUGUGUCUGUUUGCAAUUCAUUGAUCACCAUGUUCUCAAAGAUGAGGGAAGUUGAUAAUGCAAAGAGAGUCUUUGAUGAGAUGAUCGUGAGGGACGUUAUUUCUUGGACUGCCCUUCUUGAUUUUUAUUUCGAGGUGGGGGACUUGAAAGAAGCGCGCCAAGUCUUUGAUUCAAUGCCAGAAAGAAAUGAGAUCUCUUGGAGCACAAUGAUCGCGAGGCUAAGCCAGAAUGAUGAGUCUCUGGAGGCUUUGAGAUUCUUUUAUCGGAUGGUUCAUGAUGGAUAUAAGCCUAAUGUAUCAUGCUUUGCAAGUGUGCUCAGUGCGUCUGCUAGCUCUACGAGCUUGCAAUUUGGCAGUAAUGUGCAUUCUCUUGUAGUGAAAUUUGGGAUGGAAAAUGAUAAUUUUGUUGCUAGCUCACUGAUUGAUAUGUACUCAAAAUGUAGGAAGUCUCAAUAUGGACGCCAAGUCUUUGACUUUGUUUUAGAUAAGAAUAUUGUUGUGUGGAACACAAUGUUAGGGGGCUAUAGCUUUGAUGGGAGAGUAGAGGAUGCCGAGGAUAUUUUUGAACAAAUGCCUGCGAGAAAUAUAGUUUCAUGGAAUGCUAUGAUAUCAGGCUAUGAUCUAAAUGAACGGUAUGGGAAAGUUUUGGAGACAUUUGAUGCCAUGUUAUUCUCAGGACAGGUGCCUAUGGGGAUGACCUUCUCAAGUGUUAUCCAUUCUUGUGCCAAUUUGCCAUCACUGGAGAAAGGCAAGAAUCUUCAUGGGAAAAUUUUGAAGCUAGGGUUAGAAAAUGAAGUGUUUGUCGGCACUUCACUGCUGGAUAUGUACUCCAAAUCUGGAGAUGUUGAAAGCUCAAAGAAAAUAUUCUCCAAAAUGCCUCAGAAAAAUGAGGUAUCUUGGACCGCUAUGAUCCAAGGGCUUGCAGACUCUGGAUGUGUCAAUGAAUCAAUUGAAUUAUUUGAGCGAAUGAAAGAAACAAACAUCAUUCCUACUGAAACAAUGUUCCUAUCAAUUCUCUUUGCUUGUUCUCACUGUGGAUUGUUGGAUAGAGGACUCCAUUACUUUGAAUCAAUGAAGAAAGAGUAUGGAAUUUUUCCAAAUGAGAGGCAUUAUACUUGUAUGGUGGAUUUAUUAUCUCGAGCUGGGCUCUUGAGAGAAGCCGAAGAGUUCAUUGGAAGGAUGCCAGUUGAACCUGAAGCUAACACAUGGGCAGCAUUAUUAAGUGGUUCUUGUACUUUUCGUAAUGAGGAAAUUGGUGAGAGAGCAGCUAAGAAGUUUAUUUCGAAUUUAUAUGCUUCAGUUGGGAGAUGGAAGAAAGCUGCAAAGGUGAGGAGAUUGAUGAGGAAAGCAGGAAUUAAGAAGGGGGGAGGAAGCAGUUGGAUUCAGAUUAGAGAUAGGUUUCAUCCAUUCUAUUCUUGGAAUGCUGACCACAUAGAGUCCUUGGAGAUAUAUGGGGUAUUGGAGCUCUUGAUGUCAGAAAUGGCUUAGAACCAGGAGAAACUUUUAUUGUUUUCUCUCUUUCGUAUCAAGCAUGAGCUACGCUGGAGAAAUUAGUAUAAAGCAGAGAAGCUCAAAGGUGAGGCAUGGAGUCUGGAGGGAAUUUCUUCUUCAGAAUUAUAAUUCUCGUCAACGUAAGAAGAAAGGUCAAUAGUAAGUGACUUUUCUCUUUGCAGCUUGGCUUCAUAUACUUCUUUUUUCCAGCAGAAUUGAGUUUUUGACUUCCGGCCUAUCAUUGUGAGUUAAUCAUUUUGAACUUCACAAUCAUUGCCUCUUUCAUGCAAACAGCAGCAAGUUUUCAUUUGCUGAAUGCCUCCUGUAAUAUUUUGCAAUGAUCAAU
Molecule: messenger RNA, 2417 nt
Organism: Asparagus officinalis (garden asparagus)
Lineage: Eukaryota; Viridiplantae; Streptophyta; Magnoliopsida; Asparagales; Asparagaceae
Product: pentatricopeptide repeat-containing protein At2g22070-like
Biological process (GO): RNA modification
Molecular function (GO): RNA binding; protein binding
Source: RefSeq, a predicted model, not a curated record